AUUAGUCGACCGAUUCCACGUUUGUUGGUAAUACGCGUCGGGUAAAAAAAAAAAGCCCAUCGAUCAUGAGGCUGAAAACAGCAGGGAUAAUAACUCUGCUACAAAUAGUAUUAUAUGUGGCUAAUCCAAGUGAUGCCUGGCCACAUAGCUGGCAUAACGGUCCCAUAAAUUGUUACAUCUGCACCAGCCCGGAGCAGUGCUCGGCCAGCACGGGCCAACUGCAAAAGUGUGAGGAUAACGAUGCUCAGAGCUGCGUGGCCGUCUUCGAUAGCACUGGAGCGGUCAUUCAGCGUGGCUGCAGCGAUAGCCUGGAGGCCACGUGCAGCGCACAGGAUGCCGACUGCUACGAGUGCCGUUCGCAUGGCUGCAACAAUCUGAAGGACAACAAGCAACUGAUUGAGUGUGUGCUGUGCGAUGCCCAGGAUGACGAAAACUGUGUGUUCGACAUUGAGCUGGUGACAGAGCGACGAACCUGCAAUGAGAAGUGCAUCACAGCGCUGUAUCCACGCACCAGCGACAAGGACUCGCCCUUGGAGCUUGUGCGCACCUGCCUGGACGAUCUGGACCUGGACGAUCGAGAGGAAUGUGCGGCGGGUCUUUUCGCCAACUGUGUCGCCUGCGACAGCGCCAGCUGCAAUCAAGCUGAGCUCGGCGUGCGCGGCAGCUGCAACGCCUGCACCGGCGGCAACUGCGACCGGCCGGAGUCGAAGACGUGUCGCGCCGUUGUUCCCAGCGGCGCGGAGCAGUGCUUCAUACAGCUGGACGAGAGCAACAAGAUCGAUGAGUACGGCUGCUUCAGCCAGUACAACGUGAGCGAUGCCGCAGCCCUGCAGAGGGAGAAACGCAUCUGGACCUGCUCGGGAGAGAACUGCAACGUGCCCUCGGCUCUGCCCACACCCAAAUAUUGCAAACUGUGCAGCUCGCGCACCGACAAGAACUGCGCCGUCGACCCGAGCAACUUGCUCACCGAAAGCGAAUGUUUUCAUCCCCUGAACACCGAUUGCUAUACCCUGCUCCGCGACGAUGGCCACACGGAACGUGGCUGCCUCACCAGCCUGGACGAAGAUGACUAUCUGGAGUGCUUGGGCGGCAGCAAUGCCACCAAGUGCAGCACCUGCAAUGGCGAUGCCUGUAAUGUUCAGCUCCAACCUGCUGAUCGUCUAACGUGCCACAUCUGCGACUCCAGUGUGGACAGCAGCUGUGAGAAGUCGCCCAAUGCCGCCAAGCUCUGUGUGCUGCACUCGCCUAAUCAGAGCUGUGUGACCACGCUCGAUAAGCAGGGCAACACGCUGCGCGGCUGUGGCGGCGAACUGGACUGCCUCAGCUCCGACAGCGCCAGCUGCCAGCGCUGCACGGGCAACAACUGCAACACGGCCAAUCUGGCCAGACGCGCCGACGGUCGUCCUGGUCUGUGGGGCCAGGAGCUGCCGCUAAGCUGCCUCAACUGUAGCGACGCCGCGAGCUGUGCGUCCAGCAGCCUGGAGAGCACCGUCUGUGCCAGCAAAUCCGAGUAUUGCAUGACGGUCUUUGAUGCGAGCGGAGCGGUCAGUGCGCGCGGCUGCAGCAAUGUGGUAGAGGCGUCGUUCAGCUCGUACUGCGAUGCCAACAGCGAGAACUGCCACAACUGCAACUCGAAUGGCUGCAACAGCGCCACAUCGCUGGACAGCUACACGGAGUGCGUCUACUGCGAGGCUGGCCAGAACGCCGACUGUGUGACGAACCCCACAGCCGUGACGGCCAGACGCCAGUGCAACGGCCAGUGCAUGUCGGCAUACAAGCCGCGGAAUAGUUUGGGUGUGUAUGAGCUGGUGCGUGGCUGCUUGGACGACAAGGAGCCGGAGGAUCAGCAGCUGUGUGCCUCAGGCGGCGACAAGGAGUGUGUGGCCUGUACAGGCAACGCCUGCAACACGAACGAUCUGAGCAAAAGCUCGCUCAGCUGUUACGCGUGCAACGAAGAUCUGGACUGCCAAGACCCAGCAACGGCCGUGUGCCUCAACUACAGUCCCACAGAUCGCUGUUAUAUGCUGUUCGAUGAGACGGCCUCGGUAACGGCGCUCGGCUGUCAGUCCGAUCUGGACGAGAAAUUUAUCGAUGAUAAUCUAGAGAAAUUGAUUUUCUGCGAGGGAAACAAUUGCAACUUCUUUGACAUCGUGCCCAGGCCCAACGACUGUGCCGUCUGCUCCUCAUUUGAUGAUGUCAACUGUGCCGUCGAUCCCACGCAGAUCACGCGGUUCGAGACGUGCAACGUCCUGCCCAACACUCGCUGCAUGACCCGUGUUCUCACAGAUGGCUCAACGGAGCGCGGCUGCUUAAGCAACUUGGCCACAGCUGCGCUGAGGGCCUGCCUGAAGGGCGAGGGCAACUGUGAUUUGUGCGAAGGUGAUUUGUGCAAUCAGGAGAUCUAUCCGGCGGAUCGUCGUCGCUGUCAGCGCUGCAACACGGUGCAGGAUCCCACAUGCGGCUCUGCGCCGAAUGCUGCCAGUGUCUGUCCGCGGUACGACGAGAGCCAGGGCUGCAGCGUCAAGUUGGUAAACGGCGAAACCUACAGAGGCUGCCAGUCGGAGUUCGAGUGCGACGAUUCGGACAAGCAGUACUGCCGCAACUGCAAGGGCGACAACUGCAACGUGGCCGACCUGGAGCUCAUCAACAUUGGCUAUCCGGGCAAAUGGGUGACGCCGCCGAUCAAUUGCUACAUCUGUGCGGGCGUCAAUUGCCAGGGCAGCGGUUUGGGUGCCCUGCAAAAGUGCCACGACAACAAUCAGCAGAACUGUGCGACCGUCUUUGCCAGCAAUGGCUCGGUAGUGCUGCGCGGCUGCACCGAUCAGCUGUAUGAGGAUACGGAUCUAACGCAAUAUUGCGACGAGAACUCCGGCAAUUGCAAGUUCUGUAAAUCGUCGGGCUGCAAUAAUGCCCAACAGCUGGCGGACUAUGUGGACUGUGUGCUGUGCGACGGCAGCGAGCAGGCUGAGUGUGUGCGCAGCAUUGGUGACGUGAAGCGUCAGGUCUCCUGCCAGGGCAGUUGCUUUACGGGCCUCUAUCCGCGCAAUCGAACUGAACUGGAUUCGCCACUGGAGCUGGCGCGCGGCUGCCUGGACGAUCUGGACUAUGACGAUCGCUUGGCCUGUGCCGAAGGCAGCCUGGAGCAUUGUGUGUCGUGCAGCGGUGCCGCCUGCAACAAGGAGGCGGUGCCCGAGACCCGCCUGAGCUGCAACUACUGCGACGACGAGAACUGUGAGACGGUCAGCUCGCACACCUGCACCGCCUACAGAGCGAACGACGAGUGCUACAUUCAUGUCGGAGAUAGGCGCAUCGAGAGCAUGGGCUGUGCCAGUGAUCUGCAGCGUUCCUUCCUGCAGGCCAAUCGUCGCGACCUCUACCUAUGCAGCGACGAUAACUGCAAUGUUAAGGAUGUUCUGAAUCUAGAUGGCGUCAUCUGCAAUGUUUGCAAUUCCGGAACUUAUCCAAAUUGCAUCCUAGGUCAGUCCGUGCUCGCCGCCCUCUGUGAACAUUACCUGAAUCCCGAAUGCUACACUCACAUCACCGAAGAUGGCGUUUUACGGCGAGGCUGCCUCAUGGACACAGCCGACGACCUCUACGACGACUGCCUGAGUGGCAACAGCUCAACUUGUCAGGUCUGCGACUCCCACUAUUGCAACAACGAGGUGUUCCCCCCGGAUUGGCAGAGCUGUCUGCGCUGCGAUUCCAGGGAUGACGCCGACUGCGAAAGCAAGCCCGAGGCCUAUGCCGGCUACUGUCCGCUCUAUGAGGCUGACGAUGGCUGUGUGACGAGUCUGGAGGAUGGACGCACGCGUCGCGGCUGCAAGUCGGAGAUCUACUGCGAUCCCGGCCAGGUGGCCAGCUGUCGCAUCUGCGAGGACGCCAAUUGCAAUGCCGUCGAUUUGGGCAGCAGCUAUGUGGGCGAGCCGGGCAAGUGGCAGGAUUUGCCAUUGGACUGUCUCGUCUGCUCCGAUCUGGAGAGUUGCGCGAGCGUGAGCACGCCCACGACCUGCCAGGGCGACAACAAGCAGCUCUGCAGCACCGUAUUCAAUGCGGAUGGGCAGGUGAUAGCCCGCGGCUGCAGCAAUGCGAUCUUUACCGAGCACCUCGACUACUGUGAGGCGAACAGCAGCAAGUGUCCGCAGUGCAAGUCGAAUGGCUGCAACAAUGCCAAGAGCCUGGACGACUAUGUCGAUUGCUAUCAGUGCGAUGCCGAGCAGGAGCCGAGCUGUGCCUGGGAGACGCCCAAGAAGACGCGCCAGUGCCAGGGCCAGUGCAUGACGGGCAUGUAUCCACGCAGCUCCGCCGCGGACUCAGCGCUGCUGCCCACUCGCGGCUGCCUGGACGAUCUGGAGCUGGCUGACCGCGAGCAGUGUGCGGCGGGCAACCAUGCCAACUGCACAGCCUGCACCGGUGCUCUGUGCAAUACCGGGGAUAUCAUAGAGACGCCGCACGAGUGCUACAAGUGCCUGGAUCCCGAGUGCGAGGACAUGGAGAAGGCCAGGUGUGUCGCCUACAGGCCGAACGAUCAGUGCUACUUGGCAUUCGACAGCAUGAGCAUCGUGGGCAUGGGCUGCGUCAGUGACUUUGAGACGCAAGUGGUCCACGAGCUGGUGGCUCAGCAGCGUCUGCUGAUCUGUGACGGCCUGAACUGCAACCAUCCCGACAUCAUACCCAAUCCCAACAGCUGCCUGCAGUGUAAUUCCCUGACUGAGCCGCGCUGUGCCACCAAUCCCAAUCAAUUGUUAACCACCAGCAUCUGCUCCAUGAUCCCCUACACCCAGUGCGUCACGCACAUCGAUGCCGCUGGCACAACCUCACGCGGCUGCGUUUCGAACUUGGACAGCGACGAAUUCUAUGGCUGCAUCAUGGGCACCUCCGACAACUGUGAGGUGUGCACGGGCACCAACUGCAACGGGCUCACCGUGUUUCCCGCCAAUCGACGUCGCUGCCAUCAGUGCGACUCGGCGAGCGAUGCCAGCUGCGCGUCAGCGCCCAGCAGCAGCGCCGUCUGCCCCAUUUAUGAGGCCGAGGACACGUGCGUGACGACGCUGCUCAAUGAGGUGACCUAUCGCGGCUGCAGCUCCAGCUUGAGCUGCUCGGAUCCCAGCAAUCCGAGCACCUGUCGCGUCUGCAGCAGCGGCAAUGACUGCAACACGAUCAACCUGGAGCGCUUGAACGAGCACGGCUCGCCGGGCACCUGGCAGGAGCCGCCCAUUAGCUGCCUGAGCUGCGGCAGCGCCAGCGAGUGCGCUGCGGGCGGCGGCCAGUUGACGCAGUGCGUCGGCAAGGACAACUGCGUUACGGUCUUCGAUAGCAUCGGCGAUGUGGUCACCGCACGUGGCUGCAGCAGCGAUCUGGAUGCGACCAGCGCCGAUUACUGCGAUGAGCAGCCCGACAAUUGUCCGCGCUGCAACUCCAAUGGCUGCAAUGUGGCCAACACUCUUAAGGACUAUGUGGAGUGCCUGGUGUGCGAUUCGAGUGUGAAUCCCAACUGUGUCCAGGACGUGGCGACCAUCACCCGGACACGCUCGUGCCAUCAGCGCUGUGUGUCCGCCUUCCUGCCCCUCUUCGAUGAGGCCGAGAAUCCGAGCUACGCUCUAUUGCGCAACUGCUUUGAUGAUAUUGAGGAGGCGGAUCGCCAGACUUGCGGCACGGACGCCAACAAGUUCUGUGCCAGCUGUGCGGAUGACAAGUGCAACACGGCGGAUCUGGUGGCCACACGGCACAGCUGCCUGCAGUGCCGCUACGACGACUGCCAGGAUGCCCAGCCGGCCGUUUGCUCCAACUAUCGGGAGAUCGAUGAGUGCUACAUUGAGUUCGAUGAGCAGCGCUCUGUGGUGGCUCUGGGCUGCCUCAGUGAGCUCAGCCUUGGCGACAUUUACGUGCUGCAGCUCUCGAAGCGUCUAAUCCGCUGCGCGGACAAUAAUUGCAAUUCGAUAGAGUCGCUGCCCGAGCCGCAGACCUGUGUCCUGUGCAGCUCGCGCACGGAUCGCAAUUGCGCCGUGAAUCCGAGCAACGUGAACAGCGCCACCAGCUGCCAGCUGACGGGUCUGCCGGAGUGCUAUACCCGUGUGCUGGACGAUGGCGCCACGGAGCGCGGCUGCCUCUCAAGCCUGGAGGAGGACGAGUUCCUGGGCUGCUACAAUGGCACUGCCUCGGGCUGCGCCUCCUGCUCCGGCGACUUGUGCAACAAGGAGCUGUACCCCGCCGAUCGCACCUUGUGCCACAUUUGCAACUCGGAGGCCAAUGCCAGCUGCGAGUCGGCGCCCGACAGCCUCUCCGUGUGCCCCGUGUACGCCGAGGGCGAUUCGUGUGUGACCAAUCUGCGUGCCGGCAUCACCUACAGAGGCUGCGCCACCGAGCUGAGCUGUGAGCCCAACUCGAAGACCUGCGUCAUCUGCCAGGGCAACGGCUGCAAUGUGGCCGAUCUGUCGGCCCAAACGGACGACAAUCACGGCUGGUGGCAGGAUCUGCCCCUCACCUGCCUCAGCUGCGAAGGCGCCGCCUGCCAGCAGGAGAGCAGCAGCCUCAGCACGGAGCGCUGCGCGGACAACAACGAACAGGAUUGCAUAACCGUCUUCGACGCGUCCAAUGUGGUGAUCCGCCGUGGCUGUGAGGAUACCAUCGAUGCGGAUGAGCAGCUCGCCAGCUACUGCAGCAGCAACAGGGCCCAGUGCCCGCUGUGCAAGUCGAACGAGUGCAACAAUGCGACUGAGAUCACGCAGUACAACAGCUGCAUCUACUGCGACAGCACCAAGAGCAAGUCCUGCCUGUGGGAGCCGACGAGCACGGCCCAUCGACGUCGCCAGUGCCAGGGCCGCUGCAUGUCGGCGCUGUUUGGCAGCGCCGAGGCCGGCCUGGAUCUGGUGCGCACCUGUCUGGAUGACAAAGAGCCGGCGGAUCAGCUAAUCUGCGCCAGCGGCAACGACGAGCACUGCGUGGCCUGCGCCGGCGAGGACUGCAAUGUCCAAGCUGUGCCCGCUGACCGGCUCAGCUGUUAUCACUGCGAGGGCGCCAGCUGCGAGGAGCCGACGAGCAGACAGUGCGACAUCUACAAGCAGGACGACAGCUGUUUCAUCUGGUUCGACGACACCAACAGCGUUCAGCAGUCGGGCUGCCUGAGCUCGUUCCGCAACCAGGAUCUGGAGAGUGUCAUCAAGACGAAGCGCAUCUCCGUUUGCCAGGGCGACAACUGCAACGUGCUGACCAACAUCCGGCACGUGCUCUGCGCCGUCUGCGACUCCCGCGUGGAUCCCACGUGUGCGACCACGCCCCUGGCCAUCGAGAGCUUCCAGACCUGCAGUCAGCUGCCACAUACGCACUGUGUGACCAGGCUGGAGAACGAUGGUGCUACGGCCCGAGGCUGCCUCUACGACCUGGAUCAGACUCAGUUUGCUGACUGCCUGCUGGGCAACAACGAGAACUGCACAGUCUGUGCACUGGACGGCUGCAAUCGCGAGAUCUUCCCGGCCAAUCGGCUACAGUGCUACGGCUGCAGCUCGGCGGACGACAGCAGCUGCACCUCCGAUCCCGACCAGACCGCGGUCUGCCCCUGGGUCAGCGACACGGAAACCUGCCAAACGAAACUGGAGAACGGCGUGACGACGCGCGGCUGCAGCAGCGCCAUCGGCUGCAGCAGCAGCGACUAUCGCAACUGCCGCAGCUGCUCGGGCAGCGAGUGCAACUCGAUUGACUUGCUGAACCGCGUGGACGACGGACAGCACGGCCUGUUCCAGCCGUUGCCCCUGAAGUGCCACGCCUGCGAGGGCGAGCACUGCCACAGCUCGUUGGGCCCGGCCGUGCAGUGCAGCCUGAAUAUCGAGCAGGACUGCAAGACGGUGUUCGAGCUGGAUGGCGUGACGGUGCGCCGGCGCGGCUGUGCCGACGAUGUGGACGACUACGAGGAUCGCUAUUGCCGCCGUAAUCCCGAAUUGUGUGUGAGCUGCAAGUCGAACGAGUGCAACGUUGCCUGGAGCACAGCCGAGCUGACCAGCUGCAUCUACUGCAACUCGACGACAAAUGCUCAGUGCGUCAGCUAUCCGCAGAGCACAGAGCUGAGCACACGCCAGUGCCAGGGCAACUGCCUGGUGGCCCUGGUGCAGACGACUGUCAUCCGCAGCUGUCUCGACGACAAGGAGCCCUUCGACCGGCCGGUCUGCAGCGAUGAUGGCAGCGGCACCACCUGCGCCGCCUGCGCCGGCGACAACUGCAACACAUUCCCUUACCCAGCGGACCGUCUCAGCUGCCACGUCUGCUCAAACAGCGACUGCACCGCCAGCCAUGCGGAGUACUGCACCGCGUACGUGGCGAACGACUUCUGCUUUGCCAAGUACAAGGACGGCAAUGUGGAGCUGUUGGGCUGUGCGAGCACCCAGAGGAGCUCCGAUCUGGAUGAGUGGCGCUCGGCGAACCAGCUGUACGAGUGCAGUACCAAGGACUGCAAUGUGCUGAGCGGCCUGCCAAGCAGCAGCAUUUGCGUGGCCUGCGACUCGAGCAAGACGCCCAGCUGCGCUCAGGCGCCCACCGAGGUGGCCACCACGGCAACCUGCCACGCCCCCUUGACGGACUGCCUGACGCGACUGCAAGAGGGGCACACCAUACGCGGCUGCCUGAACAGUCUGAGCAGCAGCGAGGGCAGCGCCUGUGUGGCCAACGGCACCUGUGUGGGCUGCGCCGGCGACAAGUGCAACGCCGACAUAUUCCCCGACGGCCGGCUCCGUUGUCACAUCUGCAAUUCAGUGGCCAACGAGGACUGCAGCGAGGAUCCCAACCACCUGGCCGUCUGUCCCAUCUAUGCGGCCGACGACGCUUGUGUCUCGUCCCGCGAUCACGAUGGCUACAUCCAGCGCGGCUGCAGAACCCAGGUGGAAUGCGACGUCAACGACAGCGAGAACUGCAUCCAGUGCUCCGAAAUCGGCUGCAACACCGUCAAGUUCAAUGGCGCCGCUGCCCUCGGCGGCAUUGGCCUAGCACUCACGCUCGCCUGGUCGCUGAUCGUCAGCUACAGCGGCAACUGAGCCACCCAUCGAUACGCCAUGCCAUAGCAUUUAAUUAAAAUAGUUGUACAUACGAAACAAAAACAAAUCUAAAUAAAUUAAAACGAAAAUA
Drosophila mojavensis is the source of this 9108-nucleotide messenger RNA. RefSeq lists its product as uncharacterized. The record is from RefSeq and is a predicted model, not a curated record. Bases 66 to 9017 code for a protein of 2983 amino acids. Lineage: Eukaryota; Metazoa; Arthropoda; Insecta; Diptera; Drosophilidae. The transcript is spliced from 7 exons.